UAUUUUUUGUUCAACAUAUUCUGUAGUUAAUUAAAAAUGCCGAAAAAAGAAGAUCCUGUCUUUAAUACACUAUUAGUUGAAGCAGUAGAAAAAUAUCCAUGUUUGUACAAUUAUAAUUUAAACGAAUAUAGCAAACGUGAGUCAACCCAACUAGCUUGGGAAAGUAUUGCUAAAGAAGUAAACGAUACAGUUAUAAGCUGUAAAGAGACGUGGAGGAAUUUACGGAUUGUAUUUACAAGAAAUAUUAGCAAAAAAAGUGGAUCAGCUGCAAAAAAAAAAUAUUACCUUACAGACAAGAUGCAGUUUAUAAGACCUUAUCUGAACUUGAAAAAAGGAAAUUCACUACCGGGAAAUUUACCUUCUCCUACACAUGACGACGACAACGACCAAGGCGCAUCAUCUUAUCAAGACAACUACAAUAAUACAGAUUUAUGCAAUAACAUAACAAUAACCGAAGAAAUUCCUUCAACAAGUACAAAUAAUAUUGUAGAAAAUAAAGUCGUUGGCAUUGAACCACCCUUGAAAAAGAAGAAAAAUUCAAAUAAUAUCACUAGUGUAGAUGAAUGUGUAAUAGAUUAUAUUAAGGCUAAACAACGUACUUCAGAGGAAAAUCCAAAAAAAUUAUUUUUGUUAAGUUUACUGCCAGAUUUGAAUGAAAUGAAUAAUACACAAUUUAGAAAAUUUCGUACUCAGGUGAAUAUUUUGAUUGAUGAUAUUUUAAAAACUACACAGGAUACUAGUCAUAGUAACAACACAAGCUUGUGCUCUACACCACUAAGUUCAUGGGUUAGUGAAUCCUCAUCAGGACUUGAUUAUUUACCGUGGAAUCAAACUUCAUCAUCAGGAACAACAUUGACAAACAAUUUGAGUAACGUGGAUAUUUCAAACGCAAACGUGGACAUUUCAAACGCAAACGUGGACAUUUCGAAUACGAUGAACCAAGGAUACUACAUGCCUGAUGCCUGAAUGAUGUACCUAUACAGUAUCAUUUUUUUAUACACAUAUUUAUAAAACUGACUAAACAUACUUAGAUACUUGUUGUAUAUUUUUUUUGAAUAAUCAAAUUAUAAUUAAAAAUUAAAAUUAAAAUUAAAUUAUAAUACAGAAAUUACUUUCCAAAUAAUAAAUUAGUAGUAAUGUAUGUAAUUACCGUAAUGUAAUUAAAAUUCUUUCUUCUACUGGUACUGCAAUCCUGAAG
Messenger RNA from Acyrthosiphon pisum (pea aphid), 1198 nucleotides. RefSeq lists its product as uncharacterized. Bases 37 to 966 code for a protein of 309 amino acids. The transcript is spliced from 2 exons. Lineage: Eukaryota; Metazoa; Arthropoda; Insecta; Hemiptera; Aphididae. Gene Ontology annotation, biological process: regulation of transcription by RNA polymerase II. Gene Ontology annotation, cellular component: nucleus; transcription regulator complex. The record is from RefSeq and is a predicted model, not a curated record. Gene Ontology annotation, molecular function: DNA binding.